AUGAAACCAAAUUAUACUGCCGCUCUUUUCAGAAACAAACAUUAUAACCUGUCAAUUAAACACGGUAAAUUAGUAAUAUUCGACCGGAGCCCACAACCCGGUUCCUCUACUGCGCAAUGGGACCGGAACCCGCAACCCGGCCUCUCCUCAGCGCCACCCAGCGGUUCGUCUGAAAGACGAAUACAUUUAUACGCGGGUGAGUUCCGUGGACAAUGGUGCCUGCACCGGGUCUUUAACGAACUCGGCACUCAAGACCAAUGUGUCGAGUUCUCUGAACAGAGAGGACUUGUUCUAACUUCAAAAAACUGCCCUCGCCACAGAAACCCUAUGCACAUUAACAGAUCGGCAGCCUUUGGUGAACUGGGAGCUUUCAGGUGCCACAAGUCCCGAUGCCGUGGAAAAGUAGGGUCUCAUACCAAGGGAACUUGGUUUGAAAAUGCGUUUAUCGCUUACAUUGAUGUAUCAAUUAAAGUUCAGCGCAGGUUAUUCUUACGAUCAAGUGCAAAGGGAGACCUCAUACCAAAAGGAAACUAAUAUCGACUAAGACUAUUGCUGACUGGUACAGUUACUGUUGUGAAACAAUUAUAAUAUAUGAACUUGAACAUCACGAAUAUGAUACUAAAAUUGGAGGACCGAACAAAAUAGUACAAUUAGAUGAAUCGAAAUUUGGAAAAAGGAAAUAUAACAGAG
Molecule: messenger RNA, 690 nt
Organism: Hyposmocoma kahamanoa
Lineage: Eukaryota; Metazoa; Arthropoda; Insecta; Lepidoptera; Cosmopterigidae
Exons: 3
Coding region: 1-534 (177 amino acids)
Source: RefSeq, a predicted model, not a curated record